AUGGAAUCCCAUCGCCUGUCACAUUCUGUCGGAGUGACGUCAAACCGAGAGCUUAUCCACAAAAUGACAGAAGAAACGCAUGUUCCGAGACGUGCAUUCGAUUUGUGCAGGCUCAAAGGAGAAGAAAGUUCCUACUGUGCAGAAAAGUGCACGGUCGGAAGAAAAGUCCACCUUUUUGAAUCAGUGUUAUGGAGGGAGAGGGGCGGGGCUUCCCGCGGUAACUCCUGCGCCUACAUACGACAGCUAGACUCCCCGUAUUAA
Molecule: messenger RNA, 261 nt
Organism: Necator americanus (New World hookworm)
Lineage: Eukaryota; Metazoa; Nematoda; Chromadorea; Rhabditida; Ancylostomatidae
Exons: 2
Coding region: 1-261 (86 amino acids)
Source: RefSeq, a predicted model, not a curated record